Messenger RNA from Fukomys damarensis (Damara mole-rat), 3486 nucleotides. RefSeq names its product RAD21 cohesin complex component (gene Rad21). Bases 188 to 2083 code for a protein of 631 amino acids. NCBI's taxonomy places the organism in Eukaryota, Metazoa, Chordata, Mammalia, Rodentia, Bathyergidae. The transcript is spliced from 14 exons. The record is from RefSeq and is a predicted model, not a curated record. Gene Ontology annotation, biological process: synaptonemal complex assembly; mitotic sister chromatid cohesion; replication-born double-strand break repair via sister chromatid exchange. Gene Ontology annotation, cellular component: cohesin complex; synaptonemal complex. Gene Ontology annotation, molecular function: protein binding; chromatin binding.
CGUUUUGACCGUAAACAUCCUGCCGAUUUGAACCGAGGAUUUGGGCGGCAGGAAGAGCCGCGGCGUAACGGCCGCCAUCUUGUUUGUUUGAGUGAAUCGGAAAGGAGGCGGCGGCUGUGGCGGCGGCGGGAGCUGCUCCGAAGUUACACCUCACCAAUUUCCUCCUGCUUCAUAGUCAACCAGAACAAUGUUCUACGCACAUUUUGUCCUCAGUAAAAGAGGGCCCCUGGCCAAAAUUUGGCUGGCGGCCCAUUGGGAUAAGAAGCUAACCAAAGCCCAUGUGUUUGAAUGUAACUUAGAGAGCAGUGUGGAGAGUAUCAUCUCACCAAAGGUGAAGAUGGCUCUGCGAACAUCAGGACAUCUCUUACUGGGAGUAGUGAGAAUCUAUCACAGGAAAGCCAAAUACCUUCUUGCAGAUUGUAAUGAAGCAUUCAUCAAGAUAAAGAUGGCCUUUCGGCCGGGUGUUGUUGACCUGCCUGAGGAAAAUCGAGAAGCAGCCUAUAAUGCCAUCACAUUACCUGAAGAGUUUCAUGACUUUGAUCAGCCUCUGCCAGACUUAGAUGACAUUGAUGUAGCCCAGCAGUUCAGCCUGAACCAGAGUAGAGUGGAAGAGAUAACCAUGAGAGAAGAGGUUGGGAACAUCAGUAUCCUCCAGGAAAAUGAUUUCGGCGACUUUGGAAUGGACGAUCGUGAGAUCAUGAGAGAAGGCAGUGCUUUUGAGGAUGAUGACAUGUUGGUCAGCACUAGUGCGUCUAACCUCCUCCUGGAGCCUGAGCAGAGCACCAGCAAUCUGAAUGAGAAGAUCAACCACUUAGAGUACGAAGACCAAUACAAAGAUGACAACUUCGGAGAGGGAAAUGAUGGCGGCAUAUUGGAUGACAAGCUCAUUAGUAACAAUGACGGUGGCAUCUUUGACGACCCCCCGGCACUGUCUGAGGCGGGCGUGAUGCUGCCCGAGCAGCCUGCGCACGAGGACAUGGAUGAGGACGACAACGUGUCCAUGGGUGGACCUGAUAGUCCUGAUUCAGUGGAUCCCGUUGAACCCAUGCCAACUAUGACCGAUCAAACAACACUUGUUCCGAAUGAGGAAGAGGCGUUUGCUUUGGAACCUAUUGAUAUAACUGUCAAAGAAACAAAAGCCAAGAGGAAGAGGAAACUGAUUGUUGACAGUGUCAAGGAGUUGGAUAGCAAGACUAUUAGAGCCCAGCUUAGUGACUAUUCUGACAUUGUUACAACGUUGGACCUGGCGCCGCCCACCAAGAAGUUGAUGAUGUGGAAAGAGACAGGAGGAGUAGAAAAGCUGUUCUCUUUACCUGCUCAGCCUCUAUGGAAUAACAGACUACUGAAGCUCUUUACACGCUGUCUCACACCGCUUGUGCCAGAAGACCUUAGGAAAAGGAGGAAAGGAGGCGAGGCAGAUAACCUGGAUGAGUUCCUCAAAGAAUUUGAAAACCCAGAGGUUCCCCGAGAGGACCAGCCGCAGCAGCAUCAGCAGCGGGACGUUAUCGAUGAGCCCAUUUUGGAGGAGCCGAGCCGCCUCCAGGAGUCUGUGAUGGAGACCAGCAGGUCCAACAUGGAUGAGUCGGCCAUGCCUCCGCCACCGCCGCAGGGAGUGAAGCGCAAGGCUGGACAGAUUGACCCGGAGCCUGUGGUCCCUCCUCAGCAGAUAGAGCAAAUGGAGAUACCGCCUGUAGAGCUCCCCCCGGAAGAGCCCCCAAACAUCUGUCAGCUCAUCCCGGAGUUAGAACUCCUGCCCGAAAAGGAGAAGGAGAAAGAGAAGGAGAAAGAGGAUGAUGAAGAGGAAGAGGAAGAAGAUGCUUCAGGGGGUGAUCAGGAUCAAGAAGAAAGGAGAUGGAACAAACGGACCCAGCAGAUGCUUCAUGGUCUUCAGCGAGCUCUUGCCAAAACUGGAGCUGAAUCUAUCAGUUUGCUUGAGUUAUGUCGAAACACAAACAGAAAGCAGGCUGCAGCGAAGUUCUACAGCUUCUUGGUUCUCAAGAAGCAGCAGGCUAUCGAGCUGACGCAGGCAGAGCCCUACAGCGACAUCGUCGCCACCCCCGGCCCGAGGUUCCACAUCAUUUGAGGAGCUGAAGGUGUGGAAGCCCGUGCUCGGGGCACACGAGAAGACCUUUGAGAAAAUUUCGUUUUUUGUCUGUACAAAAUCUCUGCCUUUUCUUUCAUUUUUUCAAGUGUUUUUAAUUUGUGGAUUUCACCUUUAAGGGAAAUUGCUUGUAUGGGUUGUGUUUGUGUUGCGAUGGAGAAAACAGCACCCCAAGAGCCCAGAAGAUGAUUUUUUAACAGUUCAGAACAGAUGUGUGCAAUAUUGGUACAUGUAAUAAUGUUAACUGUCAAAAGUCAUGAUUUUUAGUACUCUCUUACUGCGUCAAAAGAAAAACCUGUCUAGGAAAAUGCCUGGCAGUUUAAUUCAGAACUACGGUAUGUCUUUGACAGGAAAAAGUGUCUUCCCAUCAGUAAACUAGCCGUCUGGCUGACUGUGCCUAGGGACGGUGCCUGGAGCGAGAAGAUCAUCCCGUGGUGUUUAAAGUGUGGCUCCGGACCGCGCAGGAGUGUGGAUUUGUGUUGACUGAGCCCUCGGCCAUGCAGAUAGGGCUGACCUGGUGUAAACCCUUGUGUCUUAGAAGUGAAUCAUUCCAUUCGUCUUCUUGGUGAACUUUGCUGUUGUAGUGCAGCUCCAAAAUGACCAGAGGUAGACUUGUUAAAGUGGAAUAAUUUUUUUAAAAAUGCCUGACUUUCCAGGAGCUAUAAAUGAGUUUUCAGACCAUGAAGAUAGAAAUUCUCCUGCGGACAGAAAGGGCAAACAGGUGGGACAGUACACAUCAAGCUGGCUUAGCCUUUAAGCAGACAGUGCUGUAAAAACUAAUGGCUUCUCUGAUAUUUAUUAUAAAUGUUAGUACUGAUCUCUCUUUCCAGUGCUGCACACUCCUGUGUUUGGAACUUUAUUUUAAUAGCUUUGCAGCUGAAAUCCAUUAUCUGGUUUCCUGUAAUUUAAAUGAAGAUAAACACAUCCAAAUAAAGGCUUUAUUAUUAACAGACCAGAUAGCACCAGAAAUUAUGUGACUGUCCAUGAUUAUCAUAACGUCUUAACUUUUUAGGGCAAAAUUACACUGAAAGUUCUGGCUUAAGUGUUGGCACUUUUGUGGGGAAAAAAAUCACUUUUGAAACUCAGACUUCAGUGUAUACCCAGUAAUUUAAAAUUAUGUGAUAUGUUUUAAAUUUGAGAACUCGUAAUUACUGUUUUAACGAUUCAGUUUUUGAGACUGGUAAUUGUAUAAAAUUGCUAUUGCAGUUUUAUUUUCAAUAUGAUGUGCCUGUAAACCAUGGUCCUCCCCCCUUUGUAAAAAGACAUUGUAGAUAAUCAAAUGUUUGAUUACAGAAAGGUCAUUAGUUUCCCGUUACACAUUUCGUUAGUCUGGUUUUUGUUGCUUAUCGGGUUUAAUAUUGUUCAUGAAAAUAGUUGAUGCUAUG